AUGGGGAGUCAUCAGUCAUCUUUUAUUAAACCAGCGCUAGCUAAUAUUUCAAUCAAUUCCUAUAAUCGUGAUCGUCAACAUCGAUCCUAUCAAAAAUCAAUAGCAGUAUGUUGUUCGGCGUCAAAAAUUCGACGACAAGCUAAUAAGACUUCGUUGAAAAAUGAUCACAGAAAAUUUUCAAUACCCGAAGAAUUUUAUGUCGAUGAUUUGUAUGAUAUUUAUAUGCAAAAACAUGCACUCGAUGAUUUGGUAUUUUCUACUGAAUUUCAAAGUAUUCCCAAUUUUGAAGAAUUACCAUCUACAUCAGCAACUCGUGAUAUUGUUGCUUCUAAAAAUCGUUUUGUUAAUAUUCUACCUAUUGAUGCAACUCGUGUCGUUCUUAAUCUACUCGACGAUGAUCCAGCUACGGAUUAUAUUAAUGGAAAUUAUAUAUCGGGAUACAAAUGUCCGAAUAAAUUUAUUGCAACUCAAGGUCCUAAACCUGAUACUUGUGAAGAUUUCUGGCGUAUGAUAUGGGAACUUAAACUUAAGUCAAUCGUAAUGUUAACAAAUAUUAUCGAAGGCGCAUCAAGAAUGGUAAAUAUUAUCAUUGUUUUCUGUUCAAUACACUGA
Messenger RNA from Rotaria socialis, 612 nucleotides. The record is from the annotation of a GenBank genome assembly. NCBI's taxonomy places the organism in Eukaryota, Metazoa, Rotifera, Eurotatoria, Philodinida, Philodinidae.